AUGAAAUCGGAUCAAGAUGUUCUCGACGACCUCAAGGUCGUCACUGAAUUGGCCUUGAAGUUUCUAGAGCCUGUUGUUCCAAACCGGAAACUAAACUGCACAUCUCUCCACCUUGAGCAUAUGAAAACGGAUCUCGUAGGCUUAGUAUAUGACGGUUUGAAUUGGCCAAGUAUGUCCUCACAAAAUGAUUGUAAUUGCAAUAUUGACGAGGAUGAUAAAUGGAACAUGGCAAAAUCCGCAACUGAGCUUAAAGAGUUUGGAGUUGAGUUCAAAAUGGUCGAGACAGACAAUUUCAUUGACAUAAAGUUUACGAAUAAGGGGGUAUUGGAAAUCCCACGCAUACGCAUUCGAUAUGGCACACCAAAUUUUAUCAAGGUAUUACUCGAGUUUGAGCUGAGUCAUCGCCACAGUAGAUACCUUAGCAACUACCUAUGGUUCAUGAACAGACUGGUGAAAUCUCCCGAUGAUGUUCUUCUACUUCGCCAGAAGGGGAUCAUUGACAACGUAUCAGAGCUACUUGAUGAUGCCGCUAUUCACAAGUUUCUGAAAGAUUUAUCCGCGCCUCUGAUAAUCUCUCUUGACAACUUAAGCUACAUCAAAGUUUACGAGGAUUUGAAUUUGCAUUGCAAACAUCAGCGAAACAGAUGGAUGGAAAAAUUGAAGAGGGAUUACUUCAACAGCCCGUGGGCAUAUAUCUCUUUCUUUGCUGCUUUCCUGUUACUAAUUCUCAUUGUUGUGCAAACUGUAUUUUCUGUUGCCUCGUACUACAAACGUGGCUAA
Molecule: messenger RNA, 780 nt
Organism: Diospyros lotus (date-plum)
Lineage: Eukaryota; Viridiplantae; Streptophyta; Magnoliopsida; Ericales; Ebenaceae
Exons: 1
Coding region: 1-780 (259 amino acids)
Source: RefSeq, a predicted model, not a curated record